Trematosphaeria pertusa is the source of this 531-nucleotide messenger RNA. RefSeq lists its product as uncharacterized. Bases 1 to 531 code for a protein of 176 amino acids. The transcript has 2 exons. The record is from RefSeq and is a predicted model, not a curated record. Gene Ontology annotation, biological process: mycotoxin biosynthetic process. NCBI's taxonomy places the organism in Eukaryota, Fungi, Ascomycota, Dothideomycetes, Pleosporales, Trematosphaeriaceae.
AUGGGCAAAGACCCCUCCCAAGCAGUCCAGAUACCGGAAGAUUGGGGAUACGGCAACGGAAGCUACUUCGGACGGGUCGAUGUUUUCCACCAGAUCCAUUACCAUUACUAUGACGCGAGAUACCCGCAUGGGCUGAAUGACACCAAUGGCUGGCAUCGCUCCCAUCUAUCGCACUGCAUCCAUCUGCUGCUGCAGAACAUCAUGUGUAAUGCGAACACUGAUGUUUACCCGCACAUAUGGAUUGAUAGUAUUAUUGAUCAUCCGUUUCCCGCCUCCAACAUCGAACACAAGUGCAGAGAUUUCGGUUCUAUACUUGAAUGGCAGCGAAGAAACGCUUUGGAUGAGAAGGAAUUCGUAGAGCUGAGAAGGCCCGAGGGGUAUGAGUACAGGAAGACGAACCAUGCGUUCAAGGAAUUGGUGCACUGGUUCGACAUUCACGAGGAUGACGGAGAUAGCAUGAAGUUGAUGUUGAAAGUUCGGAAUCAUUUCUCAUUGUUCUUGUCACAGUUACAUGCUCUCCCCGUAUGGUAA